AUGCCUCUGUGUCAGGCAGGCAUGAAGGCAGUUGCUGUGACUUUCUGUGUCCUCUGCUUUCAGUUUGAAGCCCUGUAUGGAGUUGACAGCUGCUCAUCAUGUGCAUGCAAAAAUAUAGAUCAGGCCCAUGUCUCUGACACCCAGGUGAUGGUGGAAUUUGAAAAUGGAAACUUCCAUUUCACAUUCCCCAACCCCAAAAAUGUGAGUGAAUUCAGCAUGACCCUCUUCAAAGGGCGUGAAAAGAAGGAAAUCUGUGCAUUCCAUUUGAGCAAAGAGAGAGUUAUCUCCAAAAGUAAUGUCACCUACUGUCAGACACAGAAUUCAAGCAGCAGCACCACUUUCAUUCUUAAAAAUCUGGAGAGGAAACAUAUUGACGUUUAUACAUACUGCCUGGAGAUAUUCUUACCCCCUCCUUACAUAGAGUGCUGUCUGAAAGAAACCUAUUUGUACGUCCAAGAUAAGGAGGACUGCUUUUCCCUUGGACGCGUGCCAUGGAUUAUUAUCGGCGUGAUCAUUUUUGCCAUUUCCUGUGUCUGCUGUGUUGUGGCCUGUUGCUUAAGGAACAAGAAUCAGAAGUGUGAAUCCAACUCCCUUGAGUACAACAGUGAAUACAUGCCCAUGGCAGCAGUGAACGCAGCUAAAAAACCAAGAAUCUGA
Molecule: messenger RNA, 657 nt
Organism: Camarhynchus parvulus
Lineage: Eukaryota; Metazoa; Chordata; Aves; Passeriformes; Thraupidae
Product: inducible T-cell costimulator-like
Exons: 5
Coding region: 1-657 (218 amino acids)
Biological process (GO): cell-cell adhesion; T cell tolerance induction; T cell costimulation
Source: RefSeq, a predicted model, not a curated record